Molecule: messenger RNA, 599 nt
Organism: Myripristis murdjan (pinecone soldierfish)
Lineage: Eukaryota; Metazoa; Chordata; Actinopteri; Holocentriformes; Holocentridae
Product: vegetative cell wall protein gp1-like
Exons: 6
Coding region: 1-570 (189 amino acids)
Source: RefSeq, a predicted model, not a curated record
AUGACUAACAAACCAACAGUGGUCCCGCUCCCCCUAGCUCCAACACCACCACCAGCGGCCCCUCAGUACCACCAACCACCAGUGGCUCCGCUCCUCCCAGCUCCAACACCACCACCAUCAGUGGCCCCGAUCGCCCCAGCAGCUCCAACACCACCACCAGUGGCCCCUCAGUACCACCAGCCAUCAGUGGCCCCGCUCCUCCCAGCUCCAACACCACCACCAGUGGCCCCGAUCCCCCCAGCAGCUCCAACACCACCACCAGUGGCCCCGAUCCCCCCAGCAGAUCCAACACCACCACCAUCAGUGGUCCCGAUCCCCCGAGCAGCUCCAACACCACCACCAGAUGAAAGUGUGGAGGGAGGCUGUCCAGUUACCGGUGCAGCACUACAACAUAAAAGGAAAGAAUGCCCACACACAGUGACGGGGAGCGGGGAUUUUUACCCAGUGAAGAGGGUUGCCAAAACCCGAGUUAUCAAGGGUCAAAAAAUGAAGUAUGUGGAGUGGGAGCCAUGCAAAAUCUGUGGAAAGAAGUGGCCUUUGCAGUGGGUGCCGGAUAGUCAAACUUGCUAGGUUUUUGCAGCAAAUUAGCAGCAAUUCAC